Molecule: messenger RNA, 2022 nt
Organism: Salvia hispanica
Lineage: Eukaryota; Viridiplantae; Streptophyta; Magnoliopsida; Lamiales; Lamiaceae
Product: 1-aminocyclopropane-1-carboxylate synthase 6
Biological process (GO): amino acid metabolic process; biosynthetic process
Molecular function (GO): aromatic-amino-acid:2-oxoglutarate transaminase activity; pyridoxal phosphate binding; L-aspartate:2-oxoglutarate transaminase activity
Source: RefSeq, a predicted model, not a curated record
AAAACAAGUCAUAAAAAUCUCAGCCACCAUUCAUCUCCUUCACUCACGCUCUCAUCAAUUUCCACACACUUCUUCUUCUUCUUCCUCAGAGAGAGAGAUAAAAUAUAUAAAUUCAAUCUUUAUAGUCUUGCAUAGUACACUCCGUCGUCGCUGGUUGGUGGGGUUCGGCGCAAUGUCGCCAUGAGAAAGGCCCGAAACCCCUCCUCCACCACAAGCGGCGGCGGGGCUGCGGCGGGGAUGCGGGUGAUUGUGCCCUUGCAAGGCUUGGUGCAGGGGAGCGGCGGCCUUGUCUUGGGCUCCGUCAUCCCCUGCGCCCUCUUCUACUUUCUCCAGAUGUACCUCAAGACCCGCGGCCGCGGUGGUCCGCCGCCGCCUGAGGUGGAGGCUCCUCAGCCAUCUGCGGGGCUGCAUAGGGUGCAUUCAAGGCUAUCGCUCUCGCCUCGUGGUGGAGCCGGUGGGCCGGCCACGGUGUCGUCUAGAGCUAAUGCUAUCGUUAGACAGCGUGAAUUUGAGAGGCUGAAGCGAGCAGAGGAAGACUUUUUUGAUGAGGUGGAGAAUCCCAAUGGUGUAAUUCACCUUUGCUCCACUGAAAAUAGGCUGUUGUGGGACAUGGUUCAAUGCUGGUUUGCGGAUCAUAUGACACAAUUGGUAACUGGUGGAGAACUGAGCAUAAGUGGGAUCACCUCAUACCAACCAUUCGAUGGUUUGAAGGACCUGAAAAAAGCUGUGGCAGGGUUCAUGUGUCAAGUGGUGGGCAGACCGCUAUUUUCUAAUCCCGAACAACUAGUACUCACAGCUGGUGCAGCCCCGGCAAUUGAGAUGCUCGUCUUCUCCCUUGCUGAUCCAGGAAAUGCAUUUCUCGUGCCAGCCCCAUACUCUCCCGACCUCGAUGGGGAUAUCAAAUGGCGUACCGGGGUGGAGAUCAUACCAGUUCUUUGCCGCAGUGCUGAUAGCUUCAGUUUAAGCAUCACUGCUCUCGACAGAGCAUUCAACCAAGCCAAGAAACGCGGUCUCCGAGUUCGUGGGAUAAUUCUAUCCAACCCUUCCAACCCCGUUGGCGUUCUGUACAGCCGUGAAACACUAUACAGCCUUCUGGACUUCGCCACGGAGAAAGGCAUCCAUAUCAUUUCCAACGAGCUACUAGUCGGAUCCACUCAUGGAAGCGAAGAGUUUGUAAGCAUGGCAGAGAUCAUCGACACAGAAGAUCACGACAAAGACCGAGUUCACAUAGUCUAUGGUCUGUCCGAGGACAUCUCUCUAGUUGGGUUCAGGAUGGGCAUCAUCUACACCUCCAACAUGAACGUCCUGUCCGCUGCCAAGAAACUAGCAAGAUUCUCAUCUGUAUCCGUCCCCACACAGCAUUUACUGAUAUCUAUGCUCUCGGAUUCAGAAUUCAUCCACCAAGCAAUCAAGCUAGGCAGGGGGAGGCUUCAGCGGGUGCAUCACGAGCUUGUCAACGGGUUGAAGCAGCUAGGGGUUGAGUCCAUGAAGAGCUCCGGAGGGUUCUACUGCUGGGCCGAUAUGAGCAGGCUAAUCCGACCCUACAGCGAGAAAGGAGAAACUGAUCUAUGGAACAAACUGUUGAGCGUCGCUAAGAUCAAUGCAGUCCCCGGAUCUUCCUGCCAUUGUGUGGAACCCGGAUGGUUCGGCUUGUGUUUUAGCACGUUGAGUGAGAGCGAGAUCCCGAUAGUCGUUGGACGGAUUAAGGAAGUUACAGAUACCUGUACAUCUCUCUGAAAAGUCGUUGGUGACUCGUCAAGAGAGGUUCAUUUUAUAAGUAUAGAUGCAGUUGAGGGUGAAGUCGCCAAAGUUAAAAGAGCCAUCUGCUGCUGAUGAGAAUUGGAGAUGAACAUCGUAGUUUAUUCAUUCUUUUUCUUGUGCAUAAUAUCCCUACAAAUUUGUUUUCUUGCAUCUUACCAAGUAGAAUACCCGCAUGUGUAAUUCCUUGUUUUGUUCUCUACAGAUUAUGGCUCUGAGGAUUCGGGGUCGGUUCGAUUGAAAAUUGAAUCGAUAUUUUUACAA